CCGGGCAGCGGGGAACGCGGGAGGAUGAGGAACCCGGGGCGGGGGGAGCCGGAGGGGAGGGCGGAGGAGGUGUCGAAGCCCUGAGCUCCCGGGGAGUUUUUACUGGAGGCAAAAGUCCACAGCGGGCGGGCUGAGGGAGGGGCGGAGGAAGGGGACCGCUUGGGGGCACUGGGAAGCCAGGGAUCCUCCGCCGACAAGGCAGGGACUCUCCCAGGCACGGGCGAGGAGGCUGGGGGAGGGGGCGCGGUGGGAGGAGGAGUAGCAGAAGACAAAAGCCGAAAGCGAAGAGGGCCUGGGCUGCACACAGCGGCCGGGAGACAGCUGUCUGUGCUGCGAGCAGCCGGCGCGGGGCGUCACGAUCCUCAGGCAGCAUGGGGAAGGGGGGGAACCAGGGCGAGGGGGUCGCCGAGCGCGAGGCGACGAUGCCCACCUUCAGCUGGGAGGAGAUUCAGAAGCAUAACCUGCGCACCGACAAGUGGCUGGUCAUUGACCGCAAGGUUUACAACAUCACCGAAUGGUCCCACCGGCACCCGGGGGGCCAAAGGGUCAUCGGGCACUACGCUGGAGAAGAUGCAACGGAUGUCUUCCAUGCCUUCCACCCUAACCUGAAAUUCGUGCGCAAGUUCUUGAAACCCCUGCUUAUUGGCGAGCUGGCCCCGGAGGAGCCCAGCCAGGACCGUGGCAAGAACUCUCAGAUCACUGAGGACUUCCGGGUCCUGAGGAAGACGGCUGAGGAGAUGAACCUGUUCAAGACCAACCACAUGUUCUUCUUCCUCCACCUGGCCCACAUCGUUGCCUUGGAGAGCAUUGGGUGGUUCACCAUCUUUUACUUUGGCAAUGGCUGGAUUCCUACCCUCAUCACAGCCUUUGUCCUUGCUACCUCUCAGGCCCAAGCUGGAUGGCUGCAACAUGAUUAUGGCCACCUGUCUGUCUACAGGAAACCCAUGUGGAACCACAUUGCCCACAAAUUCGUCAUUGGCCACUUAAAGGGUGCCUCCGCCAACUGGUGGAAUCAUCGCCACUUCCAGCACCACGCCAAGCCUAACGUCUUCCAGAAGGAUCCCGACGUGAACAUGCUGCACACGUUCGUCCUGGGCAGAUGGCAGCCCAUCGAGUACGGCAAGAAGAAGCUGAAAUACCUGCCCUACAAUCACCAGCACGAAUACUUCUUCCUGAUUGGGCCGCCGCUGCUAAUCCCUGUGUAUUUCCAGUACCAGAUCUUCAUGACCAUGAUCUCCCGCAAGGACUGGGUGGACCUGGUCUGGGCCAUCAGCUACUACACCCGGUUCUUCGUCACCUACAUCCCUUUCUACGGCAUCCUGGGAGCUCUCCUUUUCCUCAACUUCGUCAGGUUCCUGGAGAGCCACUGGUUUGUGUGGGUCACACAGAUGAACCACAUCGUCAUGGAGAUUGACCAAGAGCCCUACCGUGACUGGUUCAGUAGCCAGCUGUCAGCCACCUGCAAUGUGGAGCAGUCCUUCUUCAACGACUGGUUCAGCGGACACCUUAACUUCCAGAUUGAGCACCACCUCUUCCCCACCAUGCCCCGGCACAAUCUCCACAAGGUCGCCCCACUGGUGAAGUCUCUGUGUGCCAAGCAUGGCAUCGACUACCAGGAGAAGCCGCUGCUGAGGGCCCUGCUGGACAUCAUCAGGUCCCUAAAGAAGUCCGGGGAGCUGUGGCUGGACGCCUACCUCCACAAAUGAAGCCACAGCCCUCAGGACACCACAGGGAAGGGCGCAGGUGGAGUGAUGGCCAAAGGAAGGGUGGGCUUUUGUUCUGAGGGGGGUCCAAGAGGCUGACUACAUGCCGCUCACAGACCCCAAUUGGGUCUUUCUCCCUUUCUCCUCACCUUUUUCCCUUCAAGUCUCCCCACAGCAUCCCACACCCCUGGGGCCUGCCAACCAUCAGCCGGGGUCCUCCCAGUGCCUCCCGGUCCCUUCCUCCAAGGAGCAGAGAGAGAGGCGGCCACAGCGGGUGGCUCUGUCCCACCUCCACUCUGCUCCUGAAGGUGGGAGGAGACCAGCGGCCCAUGAGUCUGGUCUGUGAGCCCCCCUGCAGCCUGGUCACUAGGCUGCACCCUCCCCACUUUGGUUCUUCAGACGCUCUUGGGGCUCGUGGGGGCAGGUCCUAGUCGGCCAGGGCCCCUGACCCUCCGGGCACCACUUCCCUCUCCCUGAUGG
Molecule: messenger RNA, 2183 nt
Organism: Saimiri boliviensis boliviensis (Bolivian squirrel monkey)
Lineage: Eukaryota; Metazoa; Chordata; Mammalia; Primates; Cebidae
Gene: FADS2
Product: fatty acid desaturase 2
Biological process (GO): lipid metabolic process
Cellular component (GO): membrane
Molecular function (GO): oxidoreductase activity, acting on paired donors, with oxidation of a pair of donors resulting in the reduction of molecular oxygen to two molecules of water
Source: RefSeq, a predicted model, not a curated record